This is a messenger RNA of Pocillopora meandrina, 12778 nucleotides long. NCBI's taxonomy places the organism in Eukaryota, Metazoa, Cnidaria, Anthozoa, Scleractinia, Pocilloporidae. The record is from the annotation of a GenBank genome assembly.
AUGUUAAACUGUCUCGUGUAUCCGUUUAGCCCGAAAACUCCUUCUUCGACAAAGACCCCGCGCAGUGCGAAGACACCAAGACGACCUACAGGCAACAAGGAUCCUGUCGAGGUAAGGAAGGAGACUUUUCAUCUAAAGAUCGUAUACGUUUCGGUAAUUUGUUCGACAGCAUGAAGGAUCUUUGUGAAUCUACGGAAGGUAUAGUACGUCUGACGCACGAUGCGCCGGCAAAAUAGUUGUUGGGUUUACAUGUAUCCCUUGUUCAAAUUGCUAGUGCGGCACUGAAAACGAGAAGUGUGGCGUAAAUUGUGAUCCGUUUAAGAUAUUCACGUAACAAAACAGGGUACAUGUUCCAGAAUUGUGUCAAAGAAACACAAUCGGAAGUAAGUGUCAUAGCUAGCUAAAGCAACAAUGCCUCCACGACCUGCUGAAUUCGAAAAGUAAAUAUGCAAGUCCGCAAGCCUCUUUUGCGAUGGUACUACAAUCUUGCAGGGUAAUAUAAGACGCAGAUGCGAGAUGAAUGUUAUCCAAAUCCUUCGUUAUCUCUAGGUGUAUUGCCGAAUCAGACCUCUCGGCAAUAAUGAAGAAGAAUCUUGCGUUCACAUUAUUAGCGAUACUGUGUUACAGCUAACAGCGCCAAAGGUAAGCACAAUGACGUGUGUACCAUGAACAGCUUGUAUGAAUAGAGCAUCUUGAUCCAAAGCCUGAAGUUUUUGCAGCAUUAGACAUGUAGACUAGCUAUGCGAGACGGUUCAAAAAAUAAGAAAAGGAAAAAAAAAACGGUAUUUUGUGUAUCUGUGCUUUUUGGAAGGUUUGGUAUUCUGCUUUUACUCAGCAAUUUUCCUGUUUUGGUAUGAAGUUGGGGUAAACAUUUCAACAGAGUGAUUGAAACAUAUAGCAACUUUAAAAUGGUUUAAAUCUUUGAAUAAGUGUCUCUCCUCAAUAAAGCUCCCCUUUUGAGUACUGAUGUGUGCAGAUUUUCCUGUUUCACUGUGAAGCUCAUAUGGGAAAAAAUAACUGAUUGGUUACACAGCUUCCUUUCAGAUGUUGGAUUGACCAUAUUGUUACCACUGGGUUACAUCUAGAUAAUAUUCUGAUGAAAUUCUCUUCCAGAAUUCUGCAGGAUACAAGUCUGGCCACCGAAUAGAGGUAAGUAAGAAAAUCUCAAUUUAAUAGCAUCACAUGUGAAAAAUGCAUGUAGAUAUUAUAGUGGAAAUGCAAUGGAUCAGAACCACUUUGUCACUCCUGAACAGUUCAACUGAUCAGUACACUGUAUAAGUAACUUAGCUAAGAUGUCUCACAAUCUCUUAACAGAGUUCAUAUGAAAGUGUUUAUUAUCAUUCUAAACCCAGACACAACAUACAUUCAAAAAGAUUUAUGAUGAGAAGACAUCCCAGAAGGUGCUUUAUGAUAAUGUGGCCAUGCCCUUGGUUGAUGAUUUGAUUCAUGGUAAAAAUGGUAAGUAUUAGAUUUACACUUUGUGUGCAUUCAAAGGCAAACGAGUUGACUUUCACUGCUACUAAUUUUCUUAGAUUGAGAAACCUCUGUAUAUUCUGGACAACAAAAUCAACCAGCUAGAGUUUUAUUUAGCAUUUUUAAAAACUCUGAAAUACAUGAAUGGGAAUCAUAGAUUUAGCUGGUGGGAAAAUUCAGAACAAUGUUUCAUCAUCCAAGUUGAGGCUGUAUGCCAAAAUUGAGUCAGUCUUAAGUGAUUGCAGAAAAUGACCAAAAUCUCAAAGGAAAUGUGUAAUAUGUUAUACCCCUCAGUUCGAGUUGUUGCAUGUUUCUCUGUGUCCAAAUAGAGACAUGUUUAUAUACCUCACUGUGAGUGAUUAUGGUGAUAUUAAAACACCUUUUGGAAGCUUAACACAUGGCUUACAGUACCCCUCAAAAGCAAGUCCCUCAAGACUUGAUCCUCACUUUUUUUGAUCCUCAGUUUUUCAAAAACUUUGAGGAUUGAAUCACGUUUUGAGAUGUUCAAGUCAAGUUUCAAGAGGCUUGAAACAAAGAAAGAGAGGAAGUUUGAAUAAUUUUAAUUACUCAGUUGACUUGGUUUAAGAGACCUGUUGAAACUCUUGCAGUUACCAGUUCCUGAUGGCACUGUCUUUGUGCUUCCUUCUAAUCACAGGUUUGAUAUUUGCUUAUGGUAUCACUGGGUCUGGUAAGACACACACCAUGACCGGAAUGCCCAGUGACAGUGGCUUGCUUCCAAGGUGUUUAGAUGUCAUCUUUAACUCUAUUGGAGAAUUGCAGGCUCCUAAAUAUGUAAGUUAUAAGUGGUUUUCCAUGACAAGUAGGAUAUAUUUAUUGUAAGUUGCCUAAUUGAUUUAGAAACAGUAUUCUAGUUUACAUGUACUUGUUUUAUUGUCUUACAGUAACACUAAUUUAGCGUGUUUCAUUUCCAUUUGCUGUAAGUUUACCAGUAGAGCAGUAUAUCCUUUUGCUUUAAUUUUAUGUACAAUUUAAAAUCAAUCAGAAGAUGUUACUGUAUUUAUAUGAUUGUAUGAUUUGAAAAUAUUUUAGCUGAUUUUUUUAAACUGUGAAUAGUAUGGUCUAUGACCAUGUUAAAAAUAUAUUUAUGUAACCAGGAACUCUGUUGCUUUUUAUCUACUACAUGUACAUUUAGAUACAAUUAUGAUGAUAGUGACUAAAUUAUUUUUUCAGGUGACACUGGUUAUUUUCUCUUCUGCUGCAUUUACAUCAGGUAGAGAUAACAUUUCAAUAACAGUCACCAAAAUAUAACUUUCGCUGGGUAUUCUUCUCCUUUUAGGUCUUUAAACCAGACAAAUCCAAUGGCAUUGAAAUACAAACAGAACUUGAGGCAAAAUUUGAAAAAGAAAAACGCGUAAAAGAAGCUGCUCUCCAGGCGACUCAAGGAGGUAGAAACAGGUAGAGGGAACAGCAUUCUUUUGGAUUGAUUAAUAUGAGUACAUAUCAGUUUGGUCUGAUGCCAAUAACUUCUCAAUUGCAUGCACAAACCUUAUGAUGAGAGCCCAUUUGGAUUAAACUUUGACUAUUUUAACCAGAGUGACUGAGUCUCCUAUAGUACAGUGGUAGGGUAAAAAAAGUAGGCAGUCAUCAGAGGAUCAAGGGUUCAACUCUUGUUAGGAAUAGGGCCACAAUGAUUCGAUUGUUUAAGCCACACAGACUCUUUUUGUUUCUAUCUAGUUCAGUUUAUAUACAACUUAUUCUAAAACUGGAAGGAAGACCUAAAAAAAAAUCUACACAUUGAAUAGCAAACCUUUGAUAAAUUUCUUUCUUAGAAGAAAGCAGUAUGAAUCAGAAUUCCUGAUCUUAAAAAGAUACAGCAGCUUUAAGAUAAUACAAGUCAGCAGCUGACAUAAUUUUACUUUACUUAUUGGUACUCCCUUCUUGUACAUGUACAUUAAUUUUCUUUUUUUUCUGUGAUUUUUAAUGAUAUUUAUCCAGGAAUGCUGAUAAUGACUUUGCUGAUCUCAUAAGAGUAGCUGAGACAGGAGUCAUUUCUGGAGUGAGUGAGAUUUAUUUAUUUCAGUUUUAACACAGCACAAUAAUGACAAUUAUUUUUUUUCUUACUUUCCUCUUAAAGUGCAUGUGAGCAAGGAGUGCAAUAAGUGUAAUAGUGCCAGUUACUAUUAUGGUUGAUACUUAUCUCAUGUCCAAGGAAUCAAGUCCAUGGGUCAAGUUGUUGAUAGCACCAAUUGAGCUAAUUCAGGUUUAAAGUAGCAGUUAUAGUAACAGUCAGUUUAUAUAUAGUUCUUGUAAGCAACUAACCUGGUCCAUGAAUAAAGGGGGCAAGUUUCUGAAGAAACUGUGGUACUGCAUCAAUAGGAGAGUAUAACAGGGUAAUUAAGCAUAAUCAACUGAGUUGAUAACAUAAAUUGGCCACCAUAAGGAAUUUUAUGGCUGAUGUUUCGGGGGUUAGCACUACGUCAGUCAAUGUUCCAUCUUAAGUUUAAAGAAGUGCAAUCUAAGUGGUAUAGACUAUACAGACAUUUACAACCUGCUUCAAAGAUUAUAUAUUACAACUUAUUUGCAGGUGGAUGAGGAUAACAGCUAUGCAGUGUUUGUGUCAUACUUUGAAAUAUACAACAACUACAUUUAUGAUCUGCUUGAUGAGACUCCUGUGGAUCCCAUUUGUCCAAAGUAAGUUGACCUCACACACUGGUAUUGAAACAGCUAGGAUUUAUGCAUUGCCAUCUUGUGCAUAUACAACCAUUGUUUUGUUGUGGUUGCCUUUCAUUCCUAGUGUUUUAAAGAUUUGUUAUCCUGCUUGCACAAACAAUUUACACACAAUAUUACUGUGUUAGGUUGUAACCUAUAUAUCAUAACAUAACAUAGCAUUUAAGUAUUGAUUAAUUGUGCCCUUUGAUUUUACAGACCACCAGUUUCAAAAAAUCUUAGAGAAGACAUGAAUCGUAACAUGUAUGUCAGUGGUGUCACAGAAAUUGAAGUCAAAAGCACAGAAGAGGCUUACAGCAUAUUCUGGAAAGGUGAGUAACCAGUACUUUUAGAGACAUCUCAGGGAAAGAUUUUCUAUUAAUUUCAAUUAAAACAAUUCUGUAUUUCAGAGGUAGUAAGCUUCCAUUUUUGUGACUGUAAACUUGUAUACAAGUGCAUAUCUACAUCUGUCUUGCAUGUAAAAUUAUUAAAAAUUUACUUUCUAUGGAACCUCCUAGGCCAAAAGAAAAGGCGUGUCGCCAACACAGUACUGAAUCGUGAGUCCAGUAGGAGCCACAGUGUGUUUGCCAUCAAACUUGUACAAGCACCAUUAGAUCCUGACGGUGAAGAGGUCUUGCAGGUAAAAUAUUGGUUUAGUUGAUUUUUAAAUUCACUUCACCUAGAUUCCUACAGAAAAACAGUGAAGAACAUUCUUAAGCAUUCAAAUGGUUGACCAUGUUUUAAACAUAUCUCCUGAGCAGGACAAAAAUCAGAUUGCUGUAGCCACAUUAUCACUGUGUGAUCUAGCAGGGUCUGAGAGGACAAAUAGGACCAGAGCUGGUGGAGACAGACUGCGAGAAGCAGGUAAAUUCCACCUUGAUACAGGGUUGUAAACUUUUUCACAGCUGGCUCAAGAUAUGGGAUACAUUCAUGUACUUUUUAUUGCAGUCCAUUAACCCAAAUCUUUAUGACAACUCUGAGUAUUUCAUCAACUUGAGCCAAAUAUUUUCCUGUUUGCCACAACCUCUCAGUUUGAGUUUUUAUAGAGUUUUUCAGGGAAUUCUCAGGAAUACUUUAGUUUUUUUUAUGUGUGUACCAGGGUUGCUAGCUCAUAAUAUUAAAAUCUGGUCAAGGUACUGGCAAAGUCCCUAGAGUUGCCACACUUAAAGUCUAUGUGAAAUAACUAACACACAUUUUUGUAUAUUAUAUUGUCUCCCACUUGAUUUCACCUUUUAGUAUAUAAUGAAUCAGUUCUUUGUCAAGUAUGUCAAAAGGGUGAAGAACUUUCCACAAAUCACAUUUGUUACCCUAGCAAACGGUAACAGCAGGGCAAAAGGAAACAUAAAAACCUCUCUUAAUCUUGUCAUGUUGCUACCAUACCAUUCCUUUUUAAGUUUUGCAAGACGAAGGUGAACAAUCAUAAUUGUGUGAAUUUAUCUAAGGAUGAAUCUCUCGCUCACUCUCAUUAGGUAACAUCAAUGCAUCCCUGAUGACAUUAAGAACUUGUAUGGAGGUUCUAAGAGAGAACCAAGCAAAUGCUGAGAAUGGUGUUUCUCCAAAGGUAGUUUGCUUUCAUAAUAUUUACAAUACUGGUAAAUGAGUUAUAUGUACACUUUAGAGGGUACACACUCCUUGGUGCUGUGUGCACUGAUUAUUUGUUACAAAUUUUUUGAUUUCUUCAGAUUGUCCCCUAUAGAGACACAAAGUUGACUCAUCUGUUUAAGAAUUUCUUUGACGGAGAAGGAAAGGUAAGAAAAAAGCCAUACCUAUUGCUUCUCAAGGGAAAGUUUGUCAUAAGGAGAAACCAACAUUCCUUUAAUAAUUUAUUUAUGAUAAUAAUUUAAUAAUUAUAUAGUGCAAUAUACAUAUGGAUAUAAUCUAAUGGGCUUUAAACAACUGAAAUAAAAUAGGUAAAUCUAACAAUUAAAAACUGAACAAAUUGGUAUCUGCAGAUCUCACCAUCAUGGAAAUUACUAUGUCAAGAUUCCUUUGCUAUUCAGCAGUUUCCACCUUAAUUUUUCUGGCAGUAAAUGUGAUGUGAUCUGCUGCCAGAAAUAACCAUUCUAGAAGCACACAAUUUGUUAAUGGAGGAGUUUGACAAAAACAAAAUAUCCUUCACAUAUUUAUCCUGUUAAACCAAUCUUGAAGACCUUGUUUUAUAAUUACAUCUUUGUGAAUAUUGAUCUCCAAUUUACUAUCUUUUUGGAUUGAUGAUGUUUGCUUCUCUCCAGGUGCGCAUGGUGGUCUGUUUAAACCCCAAUGCUGAUGAUUAUGAUGAGAGUGUGGUAAGAGGCCCAAAAACAAUUUUUGUACAGCUUGUACAGUCACAGUUUUAUGUUUUGGACUUUGGAACAGAUUAAAUUUACUUAUCUCUUUUAAUGGAGUGUCUUUUUGUAUCACUUCAGCAUGUCAUGAAAUUUGCAGAAGUUACACAAGAUGUUGUUAUAGCCAGACCAGAGUCAGUCAGGUAAAAUUGCUGUAGUUCAAAUACUGUGCUUCUCAAAUGACGAACCUGUUUUAAAUUAAAAUUUGACUAUUGAAGCAAGAAAAGUCUCAAAUAGCAAGUGUACCUAUAGAUUAAAACUAAAACAAUUAGAGUGAUUGCUCAAAGAUCUCAUUUUGAACUUUCACUUUGACUUGCAAAAGGUAUGGAGUAGGCCAAACUAAUUCAAACUCCACUCUUUUUUAACCUUUACCUUAUUCUUUAGUUUGGUUUAGCAAGAGACAGAGUGGCUCAGCAUUCAACUGAACCUUGAAUGUUGUAUCCACAGGCUAAAUUAUUUGUUUAUCUGUGUUCACAACAAUUACAAGAACUUCCAUUGUACUGUUCUAUUUCUUGCUUGUUUAGAUUUGACACUGGACUAACUCCAGGAAGAAGAAGAGGUAUGUUUCAGUUGACAAUUUUACACAAUCUAUGUACAUGUACAUGUACAUGUAUCAUUGAUCCUUCCUUCCUUCUCAUUUGCCUUUCAAUGCUUUUUAAAAAAUAUUUAUUGAUUUGUAUCAGGGAUGUUUCCCUGCUGAUUUUUCCUCUUCUAAUCUUUUAGCAAAUCAAAUGUACAAGGAAGUUCUAGCAAAGGUUGAAGAAAGUAAUGGUAUGUACACCUAAAUACUUUGUCUAAUUUUAAAACAUUUUUUCUAUUGAAGCAGAAAUAAAGGAAGUAAUUCUUGAUAGGAGACAAAGCUGACUUCAACUUAUCUGUAUAUUUAUCUACCUUUUCAUCGAAGAAUCAUGCAAAGUCAUCUGUGGACUGGUAUAUUAAAUUUACAGGUGACGGUGAAACUGUGAUUGUAGCCAAGCCAGUUCAUACCAUGGGACCACCAUUCCCUCUAUUUGAGGUAAGUUGUACUGUUUUGGACUGUUUUUAAAUGCAGGUAUUGUAAGUAGUGAAGUGAAUUUAUGAUGAGGCUCCAUGUACAAUGAUGAAGAUGUGAUUUUCCAUUUGGUUUCUUUAGCUGUUGUUGUUGUUGUUGUUGUGUUUUUUUUAUUAGUUGAAUUCUCCAGAAGAUAGCACAACACUGGUAAAUUUGAUGCACUACCUUCAAGAUAGACAAAGACGGCGACAAACCCUUAUUGAUGAUUUGUCAAGAAAAGGUAUUGUCUAUAGAAUUUGUUGCAUGUGAUGCAAAUGUUGACUCAAACACUGGAAAUUGAGAUACUAGUAUUUCUAUUUAAAUUAACAAUCCACCAGUUUUGGCUUUUGAGUCUUUUCAUACCUCUUGAGCCCGUGUUUCAAUUUUAGUGAACAAUUUCCAAGUUAAGUCAGGUAUGGCUAGAUUGUUUUGGUUUUUUGGUAUUUCCCACUUAAAUCCGUGAGGAAAACAUCACCAUAAAUUAAAAAGAAAAUUAAAGAUAUGAGGAAUUUUUUUUAUUGUACAAUAAUGUUCUAGGACCUUACUGUUACCUUAAUUUUAUGUCACAGAGGGAGUUUUCAGGGCUCAUCUAUUGGCAUUGGAAAAAGAAAACAGUCAAGCAAAUGGAGUAAGUUAGAACAGCCAGGUGCUGUCAGAGUCAUUUUCAUUGUUUCAAAUGUCUUGUUUUGUCUUGAGUAUCAAAUAUCUCUAAUUGCAAUAUUUUUCUGGGUAUUUGUUAGAUUGUAGCAAGCCUUAAAGCAACAAUUGAGGAGAAAGACAGGUAUGAUUUGCUAAUCUUCAUUUCAAACUAUAUCAUUUCCUUUAUAGAAGUAUUUUCCAUGUCCUUCACCUGUAAAGUGAACUUGAAAAUAUAAAUAAAAUGUUUAGAAAAUAACGCGGUGACCCUCUUUCCAGAGAUAUUCAGAAACUUGAAAGAAGGCUGAAGGCGCUAACACAAAAGGUACAAUAACUUUUGUUGUUCUUCUUCUCCGUUUUUUCUUCUAUUAUUAUUAUUAUUUUAUUAUUGGUGUUUUUAUCAUGUGACCGGUAACGAUCAGUGUGUCAUUAGAGGAAGCAAGAAAAUGACGAUCUUUCUGAAUAAUUCUCUCUUUAAGAACGAGAUGCUUCAGAAGACGGCAGAGAUGUACGAACAAGACAAGAAAGAACUACGAUAUGAGGUACGUAAUUUUAUAUUUUAUUGCGAGAACCACAUGACGAACGUCAAAACUGGCCCUUUCCAUUUUCCUAUCAGUCAGUGGAAAAGAAGUAAACACUGAGGACUGACGGAGCUGGUUCUGGUCUUUUUUCUGUCUUUUGAGCCAAUCAGUUUUAAGACUUCUCGGUACCGGAAUUAUCCGCAUAAUAUGAGAGAAUUUUAGAGCCAAUUCAGAGGUUUCCAGAAAAGCUGUUUACCGGUGGUCCACAACCGCCGUCUGUUAAGCCUGCGAUCAGGCUUUCGUGUUUUUGUUUCGCCUGACUGAAACCCUCGCUCAUCAUUGGAAACAUAAGUGCAAAGUAUUUCCCAAUACUUUUUGAGGAAGCGCAACUCGAACCCGCUUGGCUGCUUAGGGUGGAGUUUUUGUGCUCCAUUUGCACCGGCCAGUAUCAGUUCUUCCGGUUUUUUUCUUCAAACCUGGAAAAAUGGAAGGUACUCCAUAAUAUCUAUAUCAGAUCCUGAAUCCUCUUUGGAAGCCACACUUUCUUGAAGUUGAGGUUUAAGAAAUCCUUAGAGGAAAUCUGACGCAGUAGUUUUGUUCAUCUUAAACAGAUGAAAGUAUGGAAAACAUUUUUCAGCUUUGCGAGAUUUGCUCCGGUAAUUAGCAUAAAUAAGACAGGGAAAACUACGGCAAGGGACUGCGCAUACCGGAGACGUAGACAUAAGUUCGUCAGUGAACAUCUAACGACAGUUUUGUUGGUGUGUAUUGACGAUAACGUGAACAUCUUUCUUAGCUGGAUGAUCAGAAGAAAAGAGCAGACAAAGAGAAGACCGACAAACUUAAAAUGCGCCAGGUAAGAAUUGUCAGUUGACAAGUAACAUCUGAUGCUUUCAACUUGAAAGAUUGGAAUAAUAAAAUUGAACUUUGAGUUGUUCGUUUGCAAGACUCACCGAUUGAUGGAUGGGACAUAAUAUGCAAGAGUUACUUUUGGCCAGUGAUCGGUUGUAUCGGUAGGUCAGCGCACAGGGUGGCCCAUUCAGACAGUAAUUGCAGUUUCUCAACAUGCUGAGGAGACAGGCAAAAUAAUUGCUUCCUAUCAGCCAUGCACUUUGCUCUACUUUGUUGUAAACCUUAUGAAAGAGUUAUUGAAUUUUGGCGAUAAAAAUGCAAUCGUUAUAUACGUGUAUGAAUAACAUAGCGAUAAAUAUGUAUAUAUAUUUUUUGUCUCUUUUUUCCUUUGGUUUUGCUUAGGCCUUGAAAGGAGUUGUGUCACAAGAAAAGGGAAAAUGGGAACGGGAGUGUGUAAGUCAAAUUUCUUGGUGCUUUUAAAUACUAUUCAAUUCAUGUUUAUUUUUGUUAGUUUUAGAAUUAUGGGAUUAAGGGAAAGUGAUAGUCGAUCGAACUUCACUUGUGCCUUAAGAAAAGAAAUAAAUUUUCGUUCUCGUUUGAGUAAUUUUAAGGAAAUUUUUCAGUCGUUCCUACGUUUGUGUGAUUUCUGGCUCUUUUUUUAGUCGAAACGCGUCAAGGACAAGGAAAUGGAGAUGCAGGCCAAAAUGUGGCAGAAAGAGGAAAAACUAAGACAACUCAAGGAAAUUGUGCAGGUACGUUGCUUUGUACAACCUGUCUGUGCUUCACCGUGUUCUUUAUCUCGUCACUAUCAGCUAUAUCGGUCCUUGGCAAUUAUUAUUAUUAUUAUUAUUAUUAUUUCAUCUGUUACUUUGUUGUUUGAAAAAAGAGAAAUUCACGCAGGAUUAAAAUUUACAUGGAGAGGAUUAAGUAUAAAUCUCAUUUUUUUCCUCUUCAGAAUAUGAAGACGAAUGACUCGGGUCCUGUUACUCGUGCUCAACUUAAAGCCGCCUCCAUGCCUAGAUCGAAGUCUCCACCGCCUGUUUCCAGAAAGGUAACUCGAUAUUAGUUACGAAAAAUACAUCCAGAUUUGCGCGGUUUGUGUCAUCAUUGAUAAAAAUUUCUCUUCUUCGUGUUUCAGCCUCCGAUCAAAUCUCGUCACAGACGAUCCAAGUCUUCGGAUUGUUGGAUAGAGCACAAACCCUUGACUCACCUAGAAACAGGUACUAGUAGUAUGCGUGAAUGCGAAAAUGUAUAGUUAUGGUAUGGAACACCAGGAUGUGCAAUACUAAACGGGUAACAUAAUACAACAUCCUGGUUCUCUGUUUGGUCUCACCAAAAAUAUAUUCAAUGUCGCCAGUUACAAUGUUAACGAACAGCACGUCUCUGUUUUAGACUACAACCCUUGUCUGUUAACAAAAUUUCUUUCACGUGGCAGGCACAGUAAUGAAACCGUCGAUAAAGAACAAGAAAACCGUUGCCAGGCCUGGUGAGAAGGACUUCAAAGACACUAAUGUACGUACGGUAUCCUUAGUGUCUCUUCAUUCACAAGGCAUACAACCGCCUCUUUAGAAAGUUUUCAGUUCAUGUACACGAAGCAAUUUGUCUUUUUUGUCUCAAUUUCCUCUGGAAAGCCUUUUCUAAUUAGUUUUCUGGAUGCCUUUUUUCCGAAAUUUAAGUAUGACGUGAUUAUCUCCGAUAAGAGCUUUUCCAUCCAAUGUUAAAUUGCUAUGUACUCUGAAAUCUUCUUGCACCUCUAGUUUUUAUUGUUACAUGAUAAGGUAUUUGGAUGUGUUCCUUAUUUGUGUAGGCCACAAACUAUGUUUUAGCCCACCAAGAGGAAGAUUCUGCUGGUGAAAUUGAGACUAAGUUGAUCAAAGUGAGUUAAAACUUUUCUAUGGAAGACUUCAUUUGAACCACUUGCUUAAUUUUUCGAAUUUUUUCAUGUGUUACCGUUUUCAUUCCUUAGAAUAGAUCAAGUAACCUUUUUUGAUUGAAACAAAGGAAGGGGUCACUUCACUUACAUGUACUGUAAUCGUAAACCCUUGUUGCCAUAUGUUCGUCUGGAUCGCCCCGGUUAUUCCAAGUUAUGCUCAGGAAAUCAGAAAGUUUGUGUGUCGAAAUCAGGCCAAUGACCACCAACGAUACGGAGGAUUGGUGCAACCACCAUUCCCUGGAAAGACCUUAUUUUUUUCUCAUGCUGGUUUCAUACAUUUUCCGUGGUCUUCCGAGUCAUAUAGGAAACCAGGGCGAUCGGUAGGAUGCGAGCGAUCAUAUGGAAAGCAGACGUGAAUGCUGGUAGAACGCCUAUUAAUUGAAAUUCGUAACAUCAGACUAAACUAAUCACAACUGCAGUCAGAACAAAAGUAUAUGUCACAGGAAGCCAAUUAGAACUAAAACAAAACCAGUGUUAUCGCCCUAAGUGCGGGAAAAUACGAGUACAAGUCUAUUAGUUUAUUAAGGUUUGCAUAUCAUAAAUUGAGAUUAUAGCAAUGUUGAUAUUUAUCUCCUUCAAUUAAUUGCUUGUCAAGUACGACGAGCUCCUUACACGAGUGUAACUAAACUGCAGGGAGACGUGUACAAGACUGUGGGAGGAGGUCACUGCAUCCAGUUUACAGAGGUGGAAACUUUGAAAACAAGAUCUGACGAGCUAACUAGUCCGGGACGGUAAGUGCAACAAGCUGUGUUUUGUUGAUAAAGACGAGGACUCUGCCGAAACUUUUUUAAAUCAAGGGACCCUUUAUACAAAUAAAUGAGACGGAUGUAGAAUUGGCAGGGUGGAACUGCAAUGGAUUACUUUGUCGCUUGAUAUUGUUUCUGACUCUCACAUUGACUACCUGUGAAAGAUCACGGACGCGGAAUCUUGAAGACGAAAUUCGUGAGGGUAACUAACGAUGGAUUAGUGUCACAACCAGAGGAGUAGUCACAAUACUUCUCUCAAUAUCCUACCUGAGUCCGGAAUACUUUGACCCAAGGCUUGGCAGUGGAGUGAUACAUGAUUCUGUCUUAUAUUUCUUGGAUAAUUUACCUUAAUUUACAUAUUUUUUGUGAACAGAAAACGACACGCGUCUGACUCGAUCGAUGAUGAGAGCCAUUCCAGCUGGACUGAUGUGGAAACAAGGGUAGGAGACCAAUUGAUGGGUCUUCAUUUCUCCCUCGUUUAAAGUCAUUCUAAACGCAAGGAUACUCAACAAACUUUGCUUUUUUUAUUUCAGUGUUCAACGGCAAUCGAAGGCAGACCUGGGACUGGACCCAGUUAUUGUCACACUGCAGCUAAGUAA